AGCGCAGCUGCGGGCGUGGGGGUGGCAGGAGCCGCGGAGCCGGCACUGAGAGCGGCUGCGGCUGGAGCCGGCGGUCGAGACAAAGGCGACGACUACCUGUUAGACGCCCUGAGUCAAGACAACAAUUUUUAUACCUUCCUGGUGGUUGAGAAACGAGUAUCUGUAGAACGAGAAGCAAAGAAAGGAAAACAGAUUGACUUUCUUCAUUAAAUCGACUGUAUAAGAUACUUGACUUUCAGGAACAAAAACACAGAGAAGUAAUAAAAUUAUUUUUUUUUUUUUGGCAUCAUUGGACAUUCAGCAUAUCAAGGAGCUUGCUUUUGAAGCUUCCCGAGCCAAGAUUUGAAAACUUCACUGGUGCUCAUUUAUACCGUGGACUAUAAGCAUGAGUGAAUUCUGGUUGUGUUUCAACUGCUGUAUUGCAGAACAGCCUCAGCCUAAAAGGCGCCGGAGGAUUGACCGAAGUAUGAUUGGAGAGCCAACAAAUUUUGUGCACACGGCUCAUGUAGGAUCGGGAGACCUAUUCAGUGGAAUGAAUUCAGUUAGCUCCAUUCAGAACCAGAUGCAGUCCAAGGGGGGCUACGGGGGUGGGAUGUCUGCCAGCGUGCAGAUGCAGCUUGUGGAUACGAAGGCUGGAUAGCCCCGAAUCCUGGCUCCCGUCAUUGUGAAUUUGUGUUUUCUCUUUUCACUCUUUAAUUUGUUGUUGUGAUUCCUUUUCCAAUACAAACAAGAAGUGUGAUGGCAUCUUGUUCACCCUGUUGUGAUUCCUCCAGUGAGACGUUCUUGUUCUGCUCUGCAGAAGCUGUCGUCAGAUGAACCCUGCGUUUCCUUUGG
This is a messenger RNA of Odobenus rosmarus divergens (Pacific walrus), 834 nucleotides long. It is a transcript of the gene CDC42SE2, whose product is annotated as CDC42 small effector 2. The coding region runs from base 386 to 640 and encodes 84 amino acids. Lineage: Eukaryota; Metazoa; Chordata; Mammalia; Carnivora; Odobenidae. The transcript has 5 exons. The record is from RefSeq and is a predicted model, not a curated record. Gene Ontology annotation, biological process: regulation of Rho protein signal transduction. Gene Ontology annotation, cellular component: plasma membrane. Gene Ontology annotation, molecular function: small GTPase binding.